Molecule: messenger RNA, 972 nt
Organism: Daphnia pulex (common water flea)
Lineage: Eukaryota; Metazoa; Arthropoda; Branchiopoda; Diplostraca; Daphniidae
Exons: 5
Coding region: 1-972 (323 amino acids)
Biological process (GO): protein targeting to membrane; protein insertion into membrane
Molecular function (GO): olfactory receptor binding
Source: RefSeq, a predicted model, not a curated record
AUGGAUUCCGUCGGGCCGGAAUUGAACCAGCGACCUAUGGAUAACUUGCUGUUCACGAAGCCAACUUUCGUGAAUCGAAUCUACAGUCCACCGCUCUGCCAACUGAGCUACCGACGGGAUAUUUCCAUAGAUGUCGAAUUUGAGAGUUCCUCUGACAGUGGCUUAUCGGUUGAAUCUUUUCAAAUUUCGAGUGAACUUGCUGUGUUCUCUCAUCACGUCAGCGGCAUUUUUCUUCCACUGGGUAGUGUAGAGCUGGUUCCCAUUCAACUUCCGUGUUAUCCCAGCAGCAAAGACAAAUCUUCCCAUCAUCAAGUCAACCAAGUGCAAUUUAACCACCGUCUCAUCAAGUGGUCGUUGCCUCCGCCGUCCACGCCGCCAGUUCCUCUUCCAGGAUGGAAUGCGAUGCCCUAUGGUUUGGAGACAUUUUGGCAGAGCGCGUUUUGCUGGUUCUUUCGCCCGUUUGUAUCCGCACACGGACAUCUGUGGACAUUGGAACCCACAGAACUUCCUCCGCUAUCCGUCGAGUGGCCGUGGCAUUCAACUUCCUUCUCUGCCAAAGUUCGGUUCCAGUGCAAGUGCACUAGAGGAUGGACGUCGAUGAAGGGGCAGGUCUCAUUUUGGUUUCGCAUCCGUCGCCAAGGCGACCAGGUCCUGUGUGAAGCGUUAUUCAAAUUAUUUGGUCAAAAAUGUAGCAUCUGUAACCAGCCAGACUCGUUCAAUGAGUCUGAAUUUCUGACUCCACUUUGGUACCCCGAAGAAAUAGAAAAUGCCAUUAGGUUGCUGGCUAGCCACGUUUCCAUGUCCUAUUACGGUGAUCAAAGAAAUGCUCAAGAUAUCUACAAUAUCGUUCGUAUUCGACACAGUCAACCCAGAAAAAAAUCUCUGGCGGUUCAUCAUGAUCCCAUUCGCUGUCAAGCUUGUCUCUAUGGGUCUUGUGCAUCCAUCCCUUUGUCCAAUACUUGUAAAUGUUGA